CCUUCCCUUCGGCUCUUCCAGCUUCCAUAAACCUUUUCUUCUCCUGACAAUGGCGAUGGAAGCUACAAUGUCAGAUUAUGAACGCAGGAGGUUAGAAAAUAUAAAACGUAAUGGUGAAAUGAUGGCUUCUCUCUCCAUCCAUUCUCAUCUUUCCGACCUCUCUUCUCUCUCCAAGCGUCUCAGAAGAGAAAAUGUUAGGAAAUACCAGAAAAGACCGAAGGUAGCAGAAGGUUCAGUGGUAAUUAGGCGUUCCUUCCGGACACAAGGUAUUCCUCCUCAUUUUGAUGGAUUACCCCAUCACUACAAUGAAUCUCUUGUACCCUCAAUCAAUACUCCAAAUGUUGGGCCUGUUUCAAUGAGUGAUGUCUACAAAGGGGAAUGUUCUUAUCAGAAGCUUGUCCAUAAAUUUACCUGUCAUACAGAAAAUGACACUCCAUUGGGUACUUCUCAGAUUCAGAGGAUAAAAGCUGAGAAAAAUAUUGAUUGCAAGUCAUUUAAAUUGGAACCACAGAAUGUAGCGCGAGUUUUAUCUGAAAACAUACUUGCUGUUCGGUUCCUUCCAAGUUCGGAUUUGGACAUUGUUGUGGUGGGAAAUAGGAAAGGUGAAUUGGGGUUUUGGGAUGUUAGUCAAAGAAGUGAGGUUGGUGACGGAAUUUAUGUUUACCAACCACAUCAUGCAGCCAUCUCUGGGAUUUCUGUGCACCCAUUUUCCUUAUCUAAGGUGUAUACAAGUAGUUAUGAAGGACUUAUAAGGUCAAUGAACAUUGAAAGAGAGGAGUUUGAUCUUGUAUACUCAAGCAGUUCUGGUUCUGCUUUAUAUUCUAUUUCGCAGCAGCCGAAUGAUGCAAACUCAAUAUAUGUUAGCGAGGGUUUAGGAGUUUUAAAUAUUUAUGAUGAAAGAGGAAGGAAAAUUGUGAACUCUUGGUCUUUGCAUGAAGAACGUAUAAAUUGUAUUGAUAUAAAUUCAGCAAACUCAUUCAUCAUAGCUACAAGUUCUUCAGAUGGUCUUGCCUGUCUGUGGGAUCUGAGAAAGAUGGAUGUGAAACAUGGCCAUUGCAAAGCAUUGCAGACAGUUGAUCUUGGGCGAACUGUGCUCUCUGCUUAUUUUUCCCCAUCUGGUAGCUGCUUGGCAAUGUCGAGUGUCGGUUGCAGUAUCAAUGUGCUUUCGGGUGCUAAUUUUGAGGAUUUAUACAAAUUUCGUGAUAGUUCACAUAAGGAACAUAUACAUAAGAAUAGAUGGAGCACAAGUCCAAGAGCUGUUUGGGGUUGGGACGAUGAGCAUCUAUUUGCGAGUGAAAUGAAAAGACGCAUCAAGAUCCUGUCAGUGAAUCGCAGAAUAGCCAUACACACAUUGGAAAGCUUUCAUAUGUCAAACAUAUCACAUCAAUACGAUGCUCACCCUUGCAAGGUGGGGAUGUUGGCUGCUGCAACUAAUGGAGGUUACGUUUACAUUUGGACUUCAUCUUUGUGAAUUUCCCAAGCCUCUAACUGUGACUUCAUUCGGCUUUAACUAAUUUUGUCACUCCAUUUUGCGUUUAGCUUUAGCUCAGGUUUGUGACAGUAGCACUGAUUGAGCUUCUAAAUCAGAAUAUUUAUGCUGUUAAUGGAAUGAAAACUUGUUUUGGAUGGGAUAUUGACUGAGCUGUGCAGUCUGUUGGUGAAUUGUAAUGCUGCAUUGAUUCUGUAUGCAGUUUAUCACAUGAAGUCGAAAUAUCAUGUAAAACUCGAUAAAUGACUGACUCAAGUACAAAUGCAAAUGGCUCCUUUAUUUUCUAGAUUGUUUUUAGAAUAUGAUCCUCAUCCUUAGCAGGAUAAGACGUGAUCGAAAACCGAUGAAAGAACAACACUAGUCUUAAUCUCCGAUUUACUGUUGAACGGGAUUCUCACUCCCUGAGUCCGUGUCUAUCUGAAUACAAAGCUCCCUGAACACCAAGAGUAAAAUGAUAUGAUUUAGCCCCUGAAGGCAGAAGCUCCCGUCUAACAUGCAUCAAAGUGCAGGCAAAAUCAGCUACUUGCUAGUUGCUAUUACUUUCCCAACCUAGGGAUGGAUGAACAUAUGUCGAAUUUGUGUCGAGUAUACCCUAUUUUUAUUGGACCUAAAUUCGACCCAGAUCUAUAGAACAGAAAAUUUGGAUCUAGACGACUAUACCCAACCCUUAGGAUUUGGGGAGUCUAGGGUCUGAAUCUGAAUUUAAAACUAUUUUUAUGUUUCUUUUUAAAAUAAUAUAAAAAGCCAUGUAAUCUUUUCCAUUUGUAUUAAAUUGUUUAAAUAUGUUUAAUUAACAAGGACUUUUCUCAAAUACUAGACUAAUUUGAGAGAUUAAAUAUACGAAUUUCCACUAUUUAAGUUCUAAAACGAAAUAUUUAUCAAGUCUUUUAGUUUUUAAAGUACAAAUAUAGUAACUAUAUUUUAAAUUACAUAAACUAAUAACGUUUCUAAUCAAAUAAACAAAUACACAUAAUAGUUUUAAUUUUUAAAAAAUAAAUGUAAAAGGGACUUUAAAGUGGAUUUGAAUCGGAUUUGGGUCUUAAAAGUGUGAAACGUACUCAGACCCGAACCUUAAGCUCAUGAGCUAGAUCCAAUCCAAACACUUGUAAACAAUCACUCUUUCUAAAGUUCAGGGGUACAAAUCUUAAGUUUGUGUUGUUAACAAUCAUACAAAUUAGGUCGUUCUACUAAAAAUAUCGCAUCAAACGGUCAUUGAAUAAUGCCCUAGCACAUCAAAUUUGAAGAAAAUAAGAUCAUUUGACAACUUAAUUCCAAAAAUAAGUUUCGUGAAAACUUAAUUCCCAAAAUAAGCGUUCGUACAUCCAAACUUAGGCUCGGGUUAAAUCGCUGUUACUAAUAGCGAAAGAACAAAAAAAUAAAUAAAUAAAACGCAUAAGUCGCUGUUACUAACAGCGACUGAUGCCUUUUAUAAUUUUCCAGUUUCCUUCUCCCUCAUUUCAUUUGACGCGAUUUUUUUUCCUUAAUCAACCUAAAAAAUCUCCCUCUUUUUUCCACCAUUAAAAUCAACUUCUAUCCUUCAACUAAACUCAUCAAAUUUCAAGUUUGUACCACUAAUUAGUUCUAUCAUCUUCCUACAUCGACCGUAGGUACUAUUUUUUGUGUUUUUUUUCCAUUUUCGAAAAAUUAGGGUUUACAGAAUUUUAAUCAACUUUCACGUUA
This is a messenger RNA of Amaranthus tricolor (Joseph's coat), 3169 nucleotides long. RefSeq lists its product as uncharacterized. Lineage: Eukaryota; Viridiplantae; Streptophyta; Magnoliopsida; Caryophyllales; Amaranthaceae. Gene Ontology annotation, biological process: regulation of DNA damage checkpoint. The record is from RefSeq and is a predicted model, not a curated record. Gene Ontology annotation, molecular function: DNA binding; protein binding. The coding region runs from base 50 to 1471 and encodes 473 amino acids. Gene Ontology annotation, cellular component: nucleus. The transcript is spliced from 5 exons.